Molecule: messenger RNA, 2215 nt
Organism: Carassius gibelio (silver crucian carp)
Lineage: Eukaryota; Metazoa; Chordata; Actinopteri; Cypriniformes; Cyprinidae
Product: CKLF-like MARVEL transmembrane domain-containing protein 7
Exons: 5
Coding region: 136-627 (163 amino acids)
Cellular component (GO): membrane
Source: RefSeq, a predicted model, not a curated record
UGUUUCAUUUCCUGUGUCUUCUUCGGUCACUCUGUUGUGGUUGUCGCUUCCCCUGACUCAGCUGCUGGUUAAAUGUGACCGGUUUUAAAGAAAUAUUAUCUUAAUUCUAAAGUUACUCAAAUAUUAUAUACCAGAAUGUCUAACUCUUUUGUUCUUACUACUACUACAACCACAACAACAUCCACCUCGAAUGGAGGAUUUUGCAACAUCGGUUAUGCGCGUUCAUUUCAAGGAUUACUGAAAAUCGGCCAAGUGGUGAUCCUCCUGAUUGCUUUCCUUUGUGUGUACUGUGAGGAUCGGCGGAUUGAAUACUCUGCCUUCAACUACUUUGAGGUGGUCACUGCAUGGUUUCUCAUCAUCUUCUCAGUCUUCUUCCUCAUGCAUUUGUUUCGACUUCAAAGCAAGAUCACAUGCAUCAACUGGAUAUUGGCGGAGUUUUUACAUUAUGCUGUGGGAGGAAUCCUGGUCUUUAUCGCCUCAAUAGUUGUAGCCGUGAAGAGUUAUGAGGUCUCAGCUUUGAUUGCUGGAUCUGUGUUUGGCUUUAUAGCUACUUUUCUUAUUGCAAUCAGCAUAUGGACUUCUUACAAGGUCACAUGUGGCUCUCAACCAACUGGUGCUGUAGUGUAACCGGGUGGAAGAAACCCAGUCUUAUCAGCUGGAAGUAGCAAGAGCAAUUCUCAGUGUGUUCUGGAGAGAUGAUGAGUUCUUUAAGGACAUUAAUGGGACAUUUUUGGUUGUUUUUGAAGGUGAUGUAUGCUUUUAAGAGUGGAUUUCUUCAUCAAAACUUUAUUGCCUCAGUGAACUUAAUCGGCUGGGAUCAAACUCCGAAUUUUCCAGGAGUAAGACUGGUUUAUUAUAAGAGUGGAGUUUUGAUAUACUUGUCAACAAUGUCUGAAUGAGAAUGUUUACAUUAUUUAUUUGACAGUAUAUUGUGUGACCCGGAUUUGAUUCAGUGCCUAUGAUCAAAGAAUAUUUUAAUUGAAAUUAAGUCUUUGAGAAGAACUGAUGCUGACAUACAGUAUUAUUAUUACUAUUAUUACAUGAAUUGAAGUGUAUUUUUGCUUUUCCCAGUAUCUCUAUAUAUGAUUUUAUGAUAUGCAAAUGUAAAGUUUGAAGAAUGUAUGUUUGGCUUUCUAAAUGUACGUCCUUUUUUAUACACUGGUAUCCUUUGUUGUGUAUGUUGUGUUGUGUCUACAUUGAUUCAAAAUCAUAAUUUGAAUCAGAACAAGACUUUUACUCAUCCUCAUGUCAUUCCAAACCUGUAUGACUUGCUUUCUUCUUUGGAAACCAAAAGAGGAUACUUUGAAGCAUGUUGGUAACCAACAGCUAGCCUCUUUUGAUCAUACUAUGGAAGUCAAUGGGAACCAAAAUGUUAUCAUGUUAUGGCUGCAACGCCAGAGCUCACAUUCUGCCAUGUCACCCCCAGGGAAACCAUCUCUGAGCUCACAGUCAGCCCUAUCAUGGCUGACUUCCAUAGUAUGAUAGCAGGGUUACUCUGCCUGCUCUGUCAUGGCCAGGUGGUCUCUCCAUGUCUCUGCUCUGCAAUGGCCUCCUGACCUGUAGUGGACUUAUAGUUUGCAGGCUUCAUCUUGGUCACGAGCUCCGCUCUGGUCACCUGGCCCACCGGCUCCUCCGUGGUGGUCAUCUGCUUGCUCCCUGCCAUGGUGGUCUUCGCCUCUGCUCUGGUCUCCAGGCCUGCCAUUGCCCAAUGGUCCAGGUCCUCCACUGCUCCAUUGCCCUGGUCUACCACAAUUCCACGAUGCUGGUCCACAACUGUACCACGAACCUCUGCUCCACUGUCCAGCACUGUUACCCUUAGAGGGGGGAAUAUGUUUCCAUUCUUGUGAUCCUGCUAUUGGUUCCUUUGUUUUAUGUGUCAUGUUCUGAUUGGUUGUCUAGUUCAUUUGUCCUGUUCUCAUUGGUUGGAUUGUGUCAUGUUCAUGUAAUCCACUGUUUGGUGAGUUCAUGUUUUUGCCAAGCCAAAUUUUGUUCAUUGUGUUUCUGCUCACUUUUGGGUUUUAUUAACUUCAAAUGGGUUCUCAUUCAACUUGCCUUCAGUGGACAUUCAUUAUAAUUAUACAUCAUAAUAUUUGUUGUAUUGUCUUUAUGCUGAUUUAAAACAAAUGCAUUACAAAAAAGGAAUGUCUGGAUGCAUUACAGUAAUGAGGAUUCUAGGGGCAAAUUCGUAUUAAAAUGACAUUAUAAUGCAAUGCAA